This is a messenger RNA of Synchiropus splendidus (mandarinfish), 4036 nucleotides long. It is a transcript of the gene mthfd1l, whose product is annotated as methylenetetrahydrofolate dehydrogenase (NADP+ dependent) 1 like. The transcript has 27 exons. Bases 247 to 3135 code for a protein of 962 amino acids. Lineage: Eukaryota; Metazoa; Chordata; Actinopteri; Syngnathiformes; Callionymidae. Gene Ontology annotation, molecular function: ATP binding; methenyltetrahydrofolate cyclohydrolase activity; methylenetetrahydrofolate dehydrogenase (NADP+) activity. Gene Ontology annotation, cellular component: cytosol. Gene Ontology annotation, biological process: tetrahydrofolate interconversion. The record is from RefSeq and is a predicted model, not a curated record.
CAGAUGCGUUUUUAUAUUAUAUAAUAAUGAGUCGUUUUGGUCAUGUUCUAUUCGUAUGCAUCGAUUGGUGACGCCUACUAUAGCGAGCAAGCUUCGAAAUUCCGACCGCACGUGAAGGCAGGCUGCUUCCAUCAACACGCUGUUGUGAAUUAACUUCAGUUUGCUUCGUCUCCGGCUGCCAACUCGGAAACUGUAGUUCCACUACAGAAAGACGAGAUUUAUCCCCAAGCAAAGAAUCGACUGAGAAUGAAGUUAUCCGUAAUUCGCAGGGCUUGCGGCAGCCUUCGGAACCAUCCGUUGAGUCAUGGAAACCGGGUCAGUGUGUCGUCGCGGAGAUGCCCGCUGGCCGGUCCGACCGUCUUGGUCCGAACUGCGAGCACGGCUGCCGGCAGCGUCACCAAGACAAAAGGAAGCUACUUCACCAAAGAAGACACCGUUCAGAUCAACAGCCUUAUACGAGAUGCCAUUGAUAUUCCCAAGAAGUCCUUGGCGACUCUCCAUCAAAGAAAUCCACAAGUGCAGCCUCUUCUGGCCAUCGUUCAGGGCGAUGAGGAUGACCGUUCGUUGGAGAUUACCAAGAAAAUGGCAGGAAAGAUUGGCGUCAACGUCACCCAGAUUUGUUUAGCAAAGGACUUCACUGAAGAUGAAAUCAUAGAGGAGCUGUUGAAGCUGAACGAGGACCCCAAGGUGCACGGGAUCUACCUGCACCUUCCCUCUGCCAGUCUCACAGACCGAGUGCUCAACACCCUGAAGCCUGAAAAGGACAUAGAUGGGGUGUCAUACUCGAACAUUGGACGUCUCUUUCAAGAUGAUAAUAGCAGAGGCUUUGUGCCACCAGCAGUCAGCGCUGUUGUGUCAGAGUUGGAGAAACAUGACGUUCUGUCUGAGGGGAAAACUGUGCUGCUUGUCGGAUCUGAAGGACCCCUGGGAUUGGCCCUGCAGUCUCAAAUAGAAAGAAGGGGAAACGUGAUUUUCAAGUGUAAAUCAAAUUCAAAGAGUCUUCAGAGACAGAUGAUGCAAGCGGAUGCGGUGGUCCUGUGUGGAGCAGGAAACGAUGUCCCUCCUUCCUGGAUCCGACCAGGAGUGCCAUUUAUCAAGUGCGAGUCUGCACUGGAUACUGAUGACUUCAGCUCAGAGAGCUCCUGCUUACUUUACAACACUGCAGUGCACAGGAUACAGAAUGUUGUUCAUAGUAGCAGCAGGUGGCAAAAAGAGCAACAGUACCGACCGUGGAAGCUGCGCGGCCUCAAACUUCAGCCCCUCACACCCGUACCAAGUGACAUUGAGAUUUCCAGAGCCCAAACACCAAAGUCGGUCAACCAGCUGGCUGAAGAGAUCGGCUUGUUACCUGAGGAGCUUGAAGCGUAUGGCAGGAACAAAGCAAAGGUCCAACUCUCCCUGCUUGAGCGUCUUCACAAGCAGCCUGAUGGGAACUAUGUGCUUGUUGCAGGCAUAACUCCGACUCCACUUGGAGAAGGCAAAAGCACAGUGACAAUCGGCUUGGUUCAAGCCCUCUCAGCUCACCUCCAACUCAACUCCUUCGCGUGUCUCAGACAACCAUCCCAAGGUCCUACUUUUGGAGUCAAAGGGGGCGCUGCUGGCGGAGGAUAUGCCCAAGUGAUUCCUAUGGAAGAGUUCAACCUCCAUCUCACUGGAGACAUUCAUGCUAUCACGGCAGCCAACAAUCUGGUGGCGGCAGCCAUAGAUGCCAGGAUGCUUCAUGAAGCGACUCAAUCAGACAAGGCACUGUUCAACCGACUGGUCCCUUCAGUAAAUGGCGUUCGGAAAUUUUCUCCAAUCCAGAUCGCCAGACUGAAUCGUCUUGGCAUCAACAAAGAAGACCCGACGUCACUGACCUCAGCUGAGAUCAGCAGCUUUGUCCGGUUGGACCUCGAUCCUUCAAAAAUAACCUGGCAGAGAGUGGUCGACACCAAUGACCGGUUCCUGAGGAAGAUCACAGUUGGCCAAGCAACCACUGAAAAGGGGCAGAUCAGAGAGACUGGGUUCGACAUCGCCGUCGCGAGUGAGAUCAUGGCCAUCCUGGCCCUUGCAGACAGUCUGGAGGACAUGAAAACAAGACUGGCACGUAUGGUGGUGGGGACCAGCCGUGCUGGAACGCCAGUCACCGCAGAGGACCUGGGCGUGAGCGGGGCACUGGCCGUGUUGAUGAAAGACGCCAUCAAGCCAACACUGAUGCAAACGCUCGAGGGCACGCCAGUGUUUGUCCACGCCGGGCCGUUUGCCAACAUUGCCCACGGCAACUCAUCGGUGCUUGCUGACAAGCUGGCGCUGAAGUUGGUUGGACGGGACGGCUUCGUGGUUACUGAAGCUGGAUUUGGGGCAGACAUCGGCAUGGAGAAGUUCUUCAACAUCAAAUGUCGAGCCUCCGGUUUGAGACCCAAUGUCGUGGUGUUGGUUGCCACAGUUAGAGCGCUGAAGAUGCACGGAGGUGGCCCAAAUGUGUCCGCAGGUGCUCCUCUCCCCAAAGAGUACAUCGAUGAGAACCUCUCCCUGGUGGAUGGUGGCUGCCACAGCAAUCUGAGGAAGCAGAUCCAGAUUGCCCAUCUCUUUGGAGUCCCGGUCGUUGUGGCGCUCAAUGUUUUCAAGACGGACACUCAGGCUGAGAUCGACCUCGUCUGCAAGUUGGCAAGAGAGUGUGGGGCUUCUGACGCAGUUCCGUGCCGCCACUGGUCCCAGGGAGGUCGUGGUUCUGUGGAGUUAGCCAAAGCUGUGAAAGAAGCUGCCAGCAGACCGAGUGACUUUCAGUUCCUCUACGACAUUGAGAUGCCAAUAGCAGAGAAGAUCAGAACCAUUGCUCAGAAAGUGUAUGGUGCUGAUGACAUCAAGCUUUCCCCUGAGGCAGAGGCCAAGAUCGAGUACUACACUCAGCAGGGCUUCUGUCAGUUACCCGUCUGCAUGGCCAAGACACACCUGUCUCUCUCCCAUAUGCCAGACAAGAAGGGGGCGCCCACCGGAUUCGUUCUACCCAUCCGAGAUGUCCGUGCCAGCAUCGGAGCAGGUUUCAUCUAUCCACUCGUGGGAACGAUGAGCACCAUGCCAGGCCUUCCCACACGACCUUGUUUCUACGACAUCGACCUUGACCCAGUCACAGAGGAAAUCACCGGCCUCUUCUGAGCAACUCCUCUCCAGUCUACCUCAACGGUGUCUUCACCCACACACCAACAGAUGAAUCAUUACUGCCAGUCAGCCAUGAAGCUCAUUGGUCUACUCAUUAAGUGCUUCCUUUCCCAGCAACCAUCAUUUGUCUCCUGCAUCUUAAACAGUGUAUACUUCAUUCAUUCCCACUGCUCGAAGGCCAUUAGCGUUCACAGUGGUUGAUGGAGACCUAUGUCUCUGAUGCUGUAUUUACUCAUGUAAUCAGCCAAAGAUGACCUCUGACCUCCUCCUUCUGUUCCUACAUCUGAAAGGCGUCUUCUGUAAACAUCGCUCAUGUACUUGUUGUGACUGUUUGACUGAUGUCUUUUUUUACAUUUUAAUUUUAUUUUUUUAAUGGCGGAUGACAAUACAUGAACGCUGAUCAAAACUCUCUUUACUGUCCUCAGUUUAAGUGUUUUAGGCUGUGAUUGUUACACACCGAGUGAGUCCUGUGGUGGGCAAGUGUGGCCACUGCCUCCCGUCCGAUGAUCUUGGAAGUGCUACUAACUCAUAUAGCUCAAUUGAGUUUUACUGAUGAAUGAAUGCGUGUUUGUCGUUCACUGACAGAAGAACACAGUCACCUCAUAGAGGCUCAGGUUAAUAACAAGUUCAUCAUAACAAUGCCAUUCUGUAUUUGUUAAGCAUACUUUUAUACAUGUUUUAUCAGCUUGCUUUUAUACAUGCGAGAUGUUACACGACAGGAAACCAAUGUUACGUGCAAUUCUUUUAGAGUCCUUAAGGUCUUCACUAUUGUUUCCAAAACUACUUGUUACUGGUAUAUUUAAGAGACCUCUUUGUGCUUUAAAUAAUGUGUACAAGAAUUGUCCAAUGUAUGAUGUGUGUGCCUUGAAGGAAAAAAAAAGUAAAACCUACCAUCAGA